Cadophora gregata is the source of this 1113-nucleotide messenger RNA. RefSeq lists its product as uncharacterized. The transcript has a single exon. The coding region runs from base 2 to 1081 and encodes 359 amino acids. Lineage: Eukaryota; Fungi; Ascomycota; Leotiomycetes; Helotiales; Ploettnerulaceae. The record is from RefSeq and is a predicted model, not a curated record.
UAUGGGAAGCGCCAAUUACCACGCUCAGAUUCGUUUCUACGACGGAUCUCCCUCAUGGUUACUUCGGGUUCCACGUGUUGCCAGCUUCGCUGUUGGUCUUCCAGCUUCACUAGUUGAGUACCUUGUACUCAGCGAAUACGCAACCUUGAAGUUUCUUGAAACUACCGCAGUACCGACACCUCGAGCAUUCAGCUACGGUAUACAUGGCACUGGAACAGACCAUGGUACUGGAGUCAGUUUCAUCCUCAUGGAAGAACUACCAGGGACACCGUGGACAGGUCAAGGCAUUUCCGGCGGCAAAGCCACUGAGAGCGAAAAGGCAAAGGUCUGGAGUGGUCUUGCGGAUAUUCUGAUCGAGUUAGAAAAACACCCUUUUCCUAAGGCUGGUUCACUGUGCUUGCAAUCCUCUGCAAUUCAGGUAUCGGCCGUUGCAAGCGACAGGUUUCUCGUCCUCACCCCCACCGGUCCGUUUGCUACAUCUACCGCCUAUUAUACAGCUUUUGCUGAGCAGUACCUGGAGCUCAUCGUGGAUGGUCAACUAUAUACCGAAUAUCCUAUUGAUGCUUAUCUGGUGUACCGAUUUUUGAAAGAUAGUGCAACCCAGUUGACGUCGCAAGAGGAAACCCAAAUGCCAGAGAGAUUCUACUUGAAGCAUGUCGACGACAAAGGCGACCACAUACUUGUUGACGAGCAACUGAACAUCACUGGUAUUAUUGACUGGCAAAUGGCACGUGUUGUACCACGAAAGGAAGCUUUUGGACCUUCGCUUGUUACAGCAGAUAUGAACUCCUUGUGCAAUGGAACAGUCUCACUAAGUCCCAACGACCUUGUACUGGCGGAGAUUCUACAAGGAAGAGGCUCAUCUGAUCUGGCCAGUAAUAUGACUGAUGAGAAAGUGAGGAGAUAUUUUUGGGGCUUGGCCUUUGAGCCAGAAUGGAAAUAUGCCUUGCCGUCAGCAAAUGCAAUAUUACAAGCGUUUGGGGUGGUAGAAGGCUGGUCGGAGUGGAAAGAGAGCGCGCUGAAGGAGUACGAGACUGAUGAACGCCUAAAAGGCCUACUUGUCUUGUCACAGAUGGGAUGACGAAUGCAUCCAGCACAGCGACAAACCGUCUG